AUGCCGCAGAUUGCAUCACUGUCUGCUGCAUGGAGAGGACGAAGGGCAAAGAAGGCCGGAACAGCGAGGUGGCUUCAGGCGCCACAACGGAGGAAACCAGAUGUCAGCUGUUUCCAGACGCAGCCCGGUAAGGUCCGGCUUGUGUUCGAUGCUGCAGCCAAGGUUGGAGGAUCCUCACUCAAUUCGGCGCUGGACAAGGGGCCAAGGCACUACAAGCCCUUGCCAGCUGUGCUCUUCCACUUCAGAGAAGGAGCAGUCGGAGUCUGCCGGGACAUCAAGGAGAUGUUCCACCAAGUGCUGAUCCGACCCGAGGAUCGAUGUUCCCAACGUUUCGAUACGGAGAGCGAAGCUAUUGAGGUAUCUACCCGAGUAAAGGAGAUACACGCGGAGGCUGGAUUCGAGCUAUGCCAGUUCUCAUCCAGCUCACCCAUCGUGGAAGCGGAGUUGGGACCACCUGGACAAGUCAAGAGCGUCGGAUGGGUUUGGACCAUCGAGCUACACGUUUUCGUGGACGCAAGUCAAUCUGCAUUCACGACGGUGGCCUAUUGGAGGGUCACGUACAAGAAUGGCAACGUGCUGGUUAGCUUCGUGUGCGCAAAGACGAAGUGUGCGCCGAUAAGAACGAUGUCCAUCCCACGGCUAGAGCUGCAGGCAGCGGUCCUUGGAACCAGAUUGAUGAACACUGUCAAGGAAGAACACAGUGUGGACAUCAGCGAGACGGUGUUAUGGACGGAUUCAAAAACGGUGCUGAAAUGGAUCGGCAGCACCCACCGCCGGUAUAAGCACUUUGUUGGCAACCAAGUGGCGGAGAUUUUGGAGUCGUCGAAGGUUUCCCAGUGGAGAUGGGUACCUACAGCUGACAACGCAGCGGAUGAUGCGACGCGGUCGCUGAGCAAGGCGGACCUUCGCCCGGAAUCCCGGUGGUUAAGCGGUCCCGAAUUUUUGAGGCAGCCAGCAAGCGGCUGGCCAACGCCUGAGGAGGGAACCGAGCAUGUUCCAGAUGCACCUGAGGAAGAGGAGAUGCCCGGUGAGUUCGCAUUGGUAGCAUCAAUUGAAUUUGUCAUCCUGUUCCAGAGAUUUUCGAGCUUCAGUUGCCUGGUGAGGACCACCGCCUGGGUCCUGAGGUUUGCGCGACGGUGCCGCAAACAGAAAAGCGACCUCGAGGAAUACCGACUCACUGCAACGGAGUGUGAGGCCGCGGAGAACCUGUUAAUCAGGCAGGCCCAAUUGGAGUCGUUUCCCGACGAGAUGAGGUCGGCGGAACGCGGAAAGGACGUCGCCAACUCGAGCGAGAUUCGAAGUCUGGCGCCUUACGUGGACAAAUAUGGAGUUCUGCGGGUUUAUGGCAGAGUCGAUGCCGCGCUGUCCAUGCCGUACAGUGCGAGGAGGCCUGUGAUACUGUCACACAGGCACAGUCUUACGGAGAUGGUAGUAAGACACUACCACGCCCAGAUGAAGCAUCAAAACGUGGAUGCGACGAUUGCUGAAGGAGAGGAUCGCUUGGAAUCUGAAGGAUGGCCAUUCAAGUACACAGGACUAGACUAUUUUGGGCCACUGCUGGUGACUGUUGCUCGUCACAGAGAGAAGCGUUGGGUCGCCUUGUUCACAUGUUUGACGACAAGGGCGAUUCAUCUGGAGCUGGCGCAUGACCUGUCAACGGAUUCCUGCAUAAUAGCGAUCAGGAACUUCGCCUGCCGUAGAGGACCAGUACGUAAACUGCGGAGUGACAACGGCAAGAACUUCGUAGGAGCUGACAGGGAGGCCAGGCGAUUUGGAGACGUGUUCGAGACGGAAAGGAUACAGAGUGAGUUAUCCAGCAGGAGCAUUGAAUGGGUCUUUAAUUUCCCAUCCAACCCGUCUGAGGGCGGAGUAUGGGAGCGGAUGGUGCAGUGCGUCAAGCAAGUGCUGCGCCAUACCCUGAAGGAAGUCGCGCCGAGGGACCAUGUUUUGGAGAGUCUCCUAAUUGAGGCGGAAAACAUAGUCAAUUCGCGUCCGCUCACCCACUUGCCACUGAAUGCGGACCAAGAGGCGCCGUUGACGCCAAACGACCUGCUCAAGGGAGCAGCUAACCUGCCGUAUACGCCCGGAUGGGAUGUGGAGCGGCCCAAGGAGGGUUCUACGCGAAAGCAGUGGAGGAUUGCCCGCAUGCUGCGGGACCGCUCCUGGAGUAGGUGGGUCCUGGAGUGGUGCCUGAGAACGGAGCCCAUCCGCCAGGGCGAUAUGGUCUUCGUCUGCGAUCCAGCCUUCCCCAGACGAGAGUGGCGCAAGGGCAUCGCGGAGGAGGUAUACAGCGGAGCUGAUGGAGUCGUCAGACUCGCCACUGUGCGCGUAAAUGAUAAUGGACUAUCUUGGACAAUGUCGCGGCCCGUCUCUAAACUUGCAGUUUUAGAUUUGAGUGAAGCGGGUCUUCACGGGGUCGGAGAUGUCGACGGUCAAAACAUUGUUAUCGAUAGUUAA
Drosophila eugracilis is the source of this 2457-nucleotide messenger RNA. RefSeq lists its product as uncharacterized. Gene Ontology annotation, molecular function: nucleic acid binding. Gene Ontology annotation, biological process: DNA integration. Bases 1 to 2457 code for a protein of 818 amino acids. The transcript has 4 exons. NCBI's taxonomy places the organism in Eukaryota, Metazoa, Arthropoda, Insecta, Diptera, Drosophilidae. The record is from RefSeq and is a predicted model, not a curated record.